UUUUGGGCCUCUUGUUAUUCUGCAUGACGAAACUGCAUAUGCCGUUUCCUUUUCCAUCUCGCUCCCCAUUUUCCUAUCGCCCCUUGGCAAUGUCAUUAGGGUUUCGAAGAUGUCGAUCUCUCUCUCUCGUUUGGAAUAAUUUUCUUGGCAGGGUAGGAUGCAUAUAGUUUCCAUAGCAGCUACUGAAUUUUGGAGUAUUUGCGCGAGCUAUGUCGGAGCCCCGGGUCACCAUCACCCUGGGGCGCACUGGUCAGAAGGUGGUGAAGAGGCCAGGAACGAUAUCAGAUGGUGUUCGUGCUGACUCUCGGCUUUUAUCGGGGAGCAAAAGAUCUUUAAGGGAGAGAUUGGGGAACAAUGUGGACAGUUCGUUGUCAUUGAACAAGAGGCACCGGGGGGAUGGUAUGAAAUGGAGUCCUAGUGACCAUGGACGGAAUGAUGCUCGGGUUGGUCGAAAUGACCUUCGACUGAAGUUGAUGCAGAGAAGGCUUUCUAGGCAGACAGAGAGUGAUGUUGAAGAGCAUAGAAGGAUAGAGCGACGUGAAAAGAUAUUGAGAACUGAUCGUCCUCCCAUGCGAUUUAAUAUGAUGCAACAAAUGCCUGAAAGAAAGGAAGGAACAUUUUUCAGGCGAUUACCUCGAACUGAGAGCGCUGAUGAUUUGCUCCUAGGGCAGCCGAUGAGAAAAUCAAGCACUUUGUGGACUGCGGAUGGAUUAAGACAUAGGUCCCCAGAUAGAAUCUUUAGGACUUCCAGGGGCCUCUCACCACCAAGAAAUGUUGGUCAGCUGCGGCAAAUGCCAUCAGUAAGGUCAAUUGAUGCUUCUAGAAGUGGACGAUUUUUGAGCAAUGAUGUUCUUAAUCCUUCUAGGUCAACAGGCCCUGCACCUAUUACAAUGAAAGCUACCUCUGAAUAUGCCAAGCCAAUUGCACAACCUAUGCCUAUGCGUGGCAUUGUGCAUAAAAAUUCAUAUAUGGGUGAGGAACCAGCAACUGUUUCUGGCCUGUUGCAUUCACUUGGUUUGGAAAAGUAUGCGAUUUCAUUUCAGGCUGAGGAGGUGGAUAUGACUGCAUUGAGGCAGAUGGGAGAUAAAGACCUGAAGGAGUUGGGGAUACCAAUGGGACCAAGGAAGAAGAUUCUACUCGCCCUUUUGCCCCGCUCUAAGCGUCAACCGCCUUAACUAGCCCAUAGUACUGGCUGCAUUGUAGAGUGAUUAGCUAGUGUUACUUUUUGAGGGAGUACGGAUGAUGAAUAUUGUUUGUCAAAAAUAUUAUUUAUCUAAUUAGCGGUUUGUUCAUGGUAGACUCGAGCGAGUCGGGAAGUGUGUGUCGUUUGUAUCAGUUGAGAAAGGAACUCCUUUUUUACAUUGCGGGAAAAUGCUUUUCAUUCAAGGGAGUGGAUGUUCACUUACCCGUUGCAUUAACGCCUUGGAGUUGAUCCGAGGAAGACUUAGACAAAUUUCAGUGGAAUGAAUGCGGUAUUUGUACAUAAAAUGCUGUAUUUGUACAUAAAGGUGUCUUCCUUUUUAGAGCUAUUGUUUUUUGGCUCUCUAAACAUUUGGAAUUAACGGUGAACUUAUUAGCUGUGGUAUUGUACUGCACCACGUCCACAUUGUACGAGGCUUACAUAGGCAAAACAAUGUAGUCCCCCAAAUUAAUACUAGUACUGCAAUGGUAAUGCAAAGUUUAUUUUUU
Molecule: messenger RNA, 1689 nt
Organism: Malania oleifera
Lineage: Eukaryota; Viridiplantae; Streptophyta; Magnoliopsida; Santalales; Ximeniaceae
Exons: 7
Coding region: 210-1175 (321 amino acids)
Molecular function (GO): protein binding
Source: RefSeq, a predicted model, not a curated record